AUGGAACAAUCUAAAGCAAAUAUUCUCUCUAUCAUCACUUGGAACACUUGUGGUGUUAAACCAACAAAACGCAGCCCAAAUAAACGGAUUGAUAUAAUGAACUAUGUCAAGAAACAGAAUGCUGACGUAAUCUUCCUUCAAGAAACUCACAUUGGACCUAACUGCUAUAGAAAGAUAGAAAAACAUGUAUGGAAAGAGAUGGAAAGACAUUGGAUCACUUACUCUCUUACUCACCGAGUAGCAAAGGAGUGGCCAUACAGGUGAAUAAAAACAUACCACACUAUGAGUACAUCUGCCAUGAUGAAGAUUACACUGGUGGCUACAUUAUGCUGUUCUGUCGGCUGUAUGGUAAACACUUCACUAUUGUGAAUGUGUACAAUCAUAAAGAAGACAAGAAAGUACUGAAGAGGCUGUCACAGUAUCUUCAGGAGAUAAAGAUUGGAACUUUAGUGAUUGGGGGGGAUUUCAACACAGCCUUGGACUUUGACAAGCGUACAGCAUCUGAACAUAGACGGCACACAUCCUUACGACCUCUCCUGCAGUUUCGUUUCCUCACUGAACCUCCAAGACACAUGGUCAAGACUACAAACAACAGAAGAAGCCUUCUCUCAUUCUCAGAGCACCAGCCACUCUUGGUUAGAUAUGUUCUUCAUGCCACAUAACAAAGCACACCAUGCUCAGACAUGUAAGAUUCACCAACCUGAUGCGAUUUCAGAUCACAAUCCUGUGUCUCUGAGAGUACAAGUAGAAUGUACAAUAACACAGGUUAAUCCCAUAAAUUGAGCCAGAUAGGAGACAGUGAAACAACAAGAAGGCAAGGAAAAAUCAGUGGAGCUGAAGUCCUAGUGGCGAUGAAAUCCCUCACUGACUCAACACAAUCACUACCAUAUGAGGUGGUGACUUCAGGGCCAGAUUACUAUACACGGUCACCAUUGAGGUCAGAUGACUAUACUGUAGACAAUCAACAAAACAUGAACCAUAUGAUAGAUGUCCAACACUGUCUCCAUACGAUGCAAGACUCCUGAGAGAGUCAGAUCAUUCAAGACAAUCACCAUCGAGGUCAGAUUAUUCCAGACAAUCCACCAUCAAGGUGGUCAGAUGACUCCAGACAAUAACCAUCGAUGUGGUCAGAUAACUCCAGACAAUCAACACUAUAUGAUUCAAGUUCAGAUGACUCUAGACAAUCACCACCAUGUACAUUAAAUUAUUCAAGAUGAGACUUAACACCAUAUGAUUCAAGGUUAGACAACCUUAUGGAAAUAGAAAGAUUAAAACACUUUUAUAAUGAAGUACUCGCAGAGGAAACAGAAAAUGAGAAACUCCCUAAAGGAUUCAACAGAGAGUACAAAAUAUUUGCUACAAUACUUGCCAACUGUCUGCUGAUGUACUUGGAACCCUAUUAAAUGAAAGGACCAAGACAUCCCUGAGUCCGCAUUGCACUGUUACUUUGGUCCUUAAUGGCAAAACACAGCUCAAUUGGAAGUUCUUAAGCAUUGCAAUUAGAUCAAUAAAGGCAAUCCCACUACAAGAAAUUACCAAAGAGGACACAAUUUUGAAGAAGGUGCUUUCCCAGGACUUGGGUAUCUUGCAGAAGUUGCUUCUAAGGGUUAAACAUUCCUGUAUUCAUAAGAAACAUCUACAUCAUGACUGUCCCCUCACCCCAGCCCUACUCAGCCUGUGUCUGAAACACAUGGAGGAUGACAUUUUCCAGAGUCAUCCCAAAUGUCACCACUAGAAUCAGUUACCAAAGAAGGAGUCUUAAGCUCUACAUAGACAUUCUGGGAGAAACGUCUGUGCAGGACCACCUCUCCCACAUCAGAGAGGAGUCUGGGAUUGAAAUGAAAGAAGAAUGGCAGAAUUAAGAUGAUCUGACAUUACUGUGAAAAAGUAUUUGUCCCCUUUCAUAUUUUUGAUACUGAAUGUUAUCAGAUCUUCAACCAAAACGUAAUAUUAGAUAAAGGGAACCUGGGUUUAGAAAUAACAAAAAAAAUGGAUACUUAUUUAAUUUAAUUAACAAAGUUAUGCAACAUCCAAUUCCCCUGUGUGAAAAAGUAUUUUGCCCCUUACACUCGAUAACUGGUUGUGCCACCUUUAACUGCGAUGACUGCAACCAAAUGCUUCCUGUAGUUGUUGAUCAGUCUCUCACAUCGCUGUGGAGGAAUUUUGGCCCACUCUUGCAUGCAGGACUGCUUUAACUAAGCGACAUUUGUGGGUUUUCAAGAACGAUUCAUACCACAACAUCUAAUUUGCGAUUAGGUCUGGACAUUGACUAGGCCAUUCCAAAACUAGAAAUGUGUUGCUUGUGUGUUUUGGAUCAUUGUCUUGCUGCAUGACCCAGCUGCGCUUCAGCUUCAGUUCACAGAUGGAUGGCCUGACAUUCUCCUGUAGAAUUCUCUGAUACGGAGCAGAAUUUAUGUUUCCUUCUAUUGAGGCAAGUCGUCCAUCACACUUCCACCACCAUCCUUGACCGUUGGUAUGAGGUUCUUAUUGUGGAAUGCAGUGUUUGGUUUUUGCCAGACAUAAUCACAUCACGUCCAAAAGUUGACUCAAGUUUGCCAAGUUUGCCAAGAUGCACCUGGAAGCACCUGGAUGAUCCUCAAGACUCUUAGAAGAAUGUUCUAUGAACAGAUGAGUCAAAAGUAUAACUUUUUGGACUGUUCUCAUUCUCGUAGUGGACACUUGUUUGGAGAGCUCACAAACUGCGCAACACUUGUGAUAAUGAAGUUGUGGUUUAUUUAAUUAUAUUUACCAGUUUUACGUCAAUGUCUGGUUUCUCCAUCUUGUCAUUGUUGUGUGAACCCGUACGCUUCAGUGCGGACAGAUGUGGGCUACCUGGCCUGACUGCCAGGAUGAGCUUAUGCUAUUUAGGUUCCCUAUAACUAUCAAGCUGUCCGAUCACAGCACAACUAGCUCCAUGACAAAUCAUAUGCUUAUCAAGCACAAAUAAACGUUUUCGGAGACGGACAAGCAGCAUCAAGGUCACUUUCACCACCCUGUGAAGUUCAUCAUAACUUAUUUCAUCUGUAGCCUAAUAAACUGCAUGGUUUCCAGAGUCGUAGUGGGAGGACCACACACCAUAUCAUUGCGUGACUCCAAGGUUACUUCGAUAUUGUUAUAUUAAUAUUUGCGCAUAAAGGCAUUUCCAUCGCCAUUUCUCGCAUCAAUCAUUUUACAGACACAAAAAUAUCCCACCAUGUCGAACGAACAAAUUAUCUGUCGGCAUUUAUAAAAUUGUACAAAAACUUCCUGUUUCCAUCACAGCUGUCUUGAUUUUUUUUAUACAGUAUGACUUUACUCGCUUAAAAACUAUGGAAGGAAACGUGGUUAUUCAUUGUAAAUAUUUAUUAAAUGCUCCUAAUUUAAUUUCUUCUAUAGGUUUCAGAAACAUGAACAUAUAAAUUACUAUAAUGUGUCUUUAACUUUGAUAAAAAAUUUCAUAUUUAAAGUGACCUGAGUAUCACCGGUCAUACAGCACAACAGGGAUGACACAUCAACAUUUCCACUGUAAUUAGUAAAGGGAAUCACAAAAGGACAUGUAACACUUUAGACACAGUAAUCCUCCAUUGUCUCUGUACAGACUGAACAAACACAUGAUAACUUUGUGAAGUUAUAGAAAUGACCUCAAGACAGUUAAUUGAAUCAUAAUGAAGAUCAUAACCCAGUUAGCUAGCAUCCUGCACUACUGUCACUGAACGUAAUUUGUCCUCAAGUGUUGACAGAAGACAUUCCUUAACUUUGAAAGCAAGACAAAAAUAAAACUAAAAAUAAGAACAUUCACACCCCCCCACCCCCUCUAAACAAAGGAUGCAGUAAUUAUAUAUUAAACCUUACAAUGGAAAGUCAGAUAGAGAGACAAAUGUAACCCUCCAGAUUGCAUUUCUUCUAAAGCUUUAAGAAACAUGAGAUGUUCUAUAAAAUACAAUAAUGGGACUUUAAUAAAUAAUAACUGUUUGAUGACAUUGGCAGUAAUUCCUACUUCAACAAUAACAUAAUUUACUUGAUAUAAUUAGCUAAAAGGUAGUGAUUUAAAACCUGAAUUGGAAAUGGAAACUCAAAUUAACUUUGUAGCAUACUACGUAGUAUUACGGGUGGCAUUCCGUAAGUCUUAUCACUGACAUUGAUAUUUUAAUGGAUGCAUGCAACCUUUACAUACCUAUUUACAUAAACUCACCUGAGUAUCAGAGGUCAUACAGCACUGCAGGGAAGACACCUGGAUAAACAACUCAGAUGAGUCCAUCGCUGGGUUACAGAAAAAUUAUAUUUUAGGGGUAGGCUCACAUACAGUGGGGAAAAAAGGAUUUAGUCAGGCACCAAUUGUGCAAGUUCUCCCACUUAAAAAUAUGAGAGAGGCCUGUAAUUUUCAUCAUAGGUACACGUCAACUAUGACAGACAAAAUUAGGGGAAAAAAUCCAGAAAAUCACAUUGUAGGAUUUUUUAUGAAUUUAUUUGCAAAUUAUGGUGGAAAAUAAGUAUUUGGUCAAUAACAAAAGUUUCUCAAUACUUUGUUAUAUACCCUUUGUUGGCAAUGACACAGGUCAAACGUUUUCUGUAAGUCUUCACAAGGUUUUCACACACUGUUGCUGGUAUUUUGGCCCAUUCCUCCAUGCAGAUCUCCUCUAGAGCAGUGAUGUUUUGGGGCUGUCGCUGGGCAACACGGACUUUCAACUCCCUCCAAAGAUUUUCUAUGGGGUUGAGAUCUGGAGACUGGCUAGGCCACUCCAGGACCUUGAAAUGCUUCUUAAGAAGCCACUCCUUCGUUGCCCGGGCAGUGUGUUUGGGAUCAUUGUCAUGCUGAAAGACUCAGCCACGUUUCAUCUUCAAUGCCCUUGCUGAUGGAAGGAGGUUUUCACUCAAAAUCUCACGAUACAUGGCCCCAUUCAUUCUUUCCUUUACACGGAUCAGUCGUCCUGGUCCCUUUGCAGAAAAACAGCCCCAAAGCAUGAUGUUUCCACCCCCAUGCUUCACAGUAGGUAUGGUGUUCUUUGGAUGCAACUCAGCAUUCUUUGUCCUCCAAACACGACGAGUUGAGUUUUUACCAAAAAGUUAUAUUUUGGUUUCAUCUGACCAUAUGACAUUCUCCCAAUCCUCUUCUGGAUCAUCCAAAUGCACUCUAGCAAACUUCAGACGGGCCUGGACAUGUACUGGCUUAAGCAGGGGGACACGUCUUGCACUGCAGGAUUUGAGUCCCUGGCGGCGUAGUGUGUUACUGAUGGUAGGCUUUGUUACUUUGGUCCCAGCUCUCUGCAGGUCAUUCACUAGGUCCCCCCGUGUGGUUCUGGGAUUUUUGCUCACCGUUCUUGUGAUCAUUUUGACCCCACGGGGUGAGAUCUUGCGUGGAGCCCCAGAUCGAGGGAGAUUAUCAGUGGUCUUGUAUGUCUUCCAUUUCCUAUUAAUUGCUCCCACAGUUGAUUUCUUCAAACCAAGCUGCUUACCUAUUGCAGAUUCAGUCUUCCAAGCCUGGUGCAGGUCUACAAUUUUGUUUCUGGUGUCCUUUGACAGCUCUUUGGUCUUGGCCAUAGUGGAGUUUGGAGUGUGACUGUUUGAGGUUGUGGACAGGUGUCUUUUAUACUGAUAACAAGUUCAAACAGGUGCCAUUAAUACAGGUAACGAGUGGAGGACAGAGGAGCCUCUUAAAGAAGAAGUUACAGGUCUGUGAGAGCCAGAAAUCUUGCUUGUUUGUAGGUGACCAAAUACUUAUUUUCCACCAUAAUUUGCAUAUAAAUUCAUUAAAAAUCCUACAAUGUGAUUUUCUGGAAUUUUUUUCCUCAAUUUGUCUGUCAUAGUUGACGUGUACCUAUGAUGAAAAUUACAGGCCUCUCUCAUCUUUUUAAGUGGGAGAACUUGCACAAUUGGUGGCUGACUAAAUACUUUUUUUCCCCCACUGUAUGUUUAGAUCAUAUUGAUACAGUAAUAUAGAAUAUUUGACAAAAUAGGCUGGGUUUAUUUUCUGUUAUUUUGCAGUAGAAAUGAAGAAAGCUUAUCAUGAACCAUGUUUCCAUCCACAGUUGUUAUGCCAGUAAAGUCAUACCUUAUAAAAAAUAAAAUAAUGACAGCUGUGACGGAAACAGGAAGUUUCAGUACAAUUUUAUAAAUGCCGACAAAUCAUUUGUUUGUUCGACAUGGUGGGAUCUUUUUGUGUUGGUAAAAGUAAUUAUGCAAGAAAUGGUGGUGGAAAAUGAAUUAAAGAGAUUUUUGGACACCCCUUCAAAUUAGUGGAUUCGGCUAGUUCAACCACACCCGUUGCUGACAGGUGUAUAAAUUCGAACACACAGCCAUGCAAUCUCCAUAGACAAACAUUGGCAGUAGAAUGGCCCACACUGAAGAGCUCAGUGACUUUCAACGUGGCACCGUCAUAGGAUGCCACCUUUCCUACAAGUCAUUUCGUACAAUUUCUGCCCUGCUAGAGCUGCCACCGGAUCGUUGUAAAUGCUGUUAUUGUGAAGUGGAAACGUCUAGGAGCAACAACGUCUCAGCCGUGAAGUGGUAGGCCACACAAGCUCACAGAACUGGACCGCAGAGUGUUGAAGAUCGUCUGUCCUCGGUAGCAACACUCACUACUGAGUUCGAAACUCCCUCUGGAAGCAUCAGCACAAGAACUGUUCUUUGGGAGCUUCAUGGAAUGGGUUUCUAUGGCAGAGCAGCCGCACACAAGCCUAAGAUCACCAAGCGCAAUGCCAAGUGUCGGCUGGAGUGGUGUAAAGCUAGCCACCAUUGGACUCUGGAGCAGUGGAAACGCGUUCUCUGGAGUAAUGAAUCAUGCUUCACCAUCUGGUAGUCCGACGGACAAAUCUGGUUUUGACAGAUGCCUGGAAAACGCUACCUGCCCCAAUGCAUAGUGCCAACUGUAAAGUUUGGUGGAGAAGGAGUAAUGGUCUGGGGCUGUUUUUCAUGGUUCGGAAUAGGACACUUAGUUCCAGUGAAGGGAAAUCUUAAUGCUACAGCAUAAAACAACAUUCUAGACGAUUCUUUGCUUCCAACAUUGUGGCAACAGGUUGUGGAAGGCACUUUCCUGGUUCUGCAAAACAAAGCGAGUUCCAUACAGAAAUCAAGUCCCCAUAGGAAUGUUCCAACAUCUUGUGGAAAGCCUUAUAAUAAUAAUAAUAAUAUGCCAUUUAGCAGACGCUUUUAUCCAAAGCGACUUACAGUCAUGCGUGCAUACAUUUUUGUGUAUGGGUGGUCCCGGGGAUCGAACCCACUACCUUGGCGUUACAAGCGCCGUGCUCUACCAGCUGAGCUACAGAGGCCUUCCCAGAAGAGUGGAGGCUGUUAUAGCAGCAAAGGGGGGACCAACUCCAUAUUAAUGCCCAUGAUUUUGGAAUGACAUGUUCGACAAGCAGGUGUCCACAUACAUUUGGCCAUGUAGUGAAUACUUCCAUUAAUUUUUUCAACUGGUCCUGGGGCACCUUAAGAUGAGUCGUGUAAGGCCUGUGGGUGUCCUAGAGCAAAACAACUGACAUGUACAUGUUCAUGAGAGUCCAACCUUUUCACGUAGGCCAAACGGUGCGGACGCUACAGACAGAAGUUGGCACAUCCGCUGUACCGACUUCAGAUGAGUCUCCUGACACUUGUGGAGGUCAUUGAGCAAAAUAAUAACACCAUUGUGUUCGUGAGAGUCUCAUCUUGCCAAACCGUUUGGACGCUACAGACGAUUACCAAUUUUCCGGGAUAUCUCAUGGUCUGACAAACACCACUCUAGCCCUUUCACCACAGCUGCGGUAGUGCGACAUCAGCGGAUGUGGUAAAUUGAGACGCAUUCAAUGCAAAAAGAAACGAUAUCUCUAGCUUAAACUGACAGAUUUAGAUUUUUUGUAUUAUGCUAAUUAAAUGUCCGGGUCUAAGGAGAUGCACUAGGUAGUGGUUGACAUUAUUUUUUAGUUUAGGAACUGUACAGGAUGCAAUUUAGUAAAUGUUGUAUUUUUGCACCAUAGGGUCUCACAGGGUUAAAUAUCUGAUGAUGCAGAGGUGGGUGUAGAUGUUUGUAUGGCUGCACACAACCUUUAAUACUCACCUGAGUAUCAUUGGUCAUACAGCACGACAGGGAUGACACACUGACAUUUCCACUGUAAUAAGUAAAGGGAAUCACAAAAGUACAUGUAAAAUUUGGACACAAUAAUAAUAAUAGUGAAUUUAUAGAAAUGACCUCAAGACAGUUCAUUGAAUUAUAAUGAAGAUCAUAACCCAGUUAUCUAGUACAUUCUGCACUACCGUCAAUGAACUUGUAGGAAAAUAAUGUAAUUUGUCUCUGAGUGUUCAUAUGCAAUUCUCAGAAGACAUUUCUUACCUCUGAAAGCAAGAGAAAAACAAAAUUCCAUACUCCUCCCACCCCCUAAAAACUAUGGUUUCAACAAUUAUACAGUACAUUACACCUUACACGGUGGAAGGUCAAAUAGAGAGAACAAUUGCUUUACUUCUAAAGGUGUAAGAUACAUACAUGUCCUAUAAAACACAUAGGACCUUAAUAACAUGUCUUUGAUGACAUUGGCAGUAAUUCCUACUUCAACAAUAACAUCUCUCCGCACUGCUAAAGCUAACUCUCUCUCCUCUGCUCUUGUCCUUCUAGACCUGUCUGCUGCCUUUGAUACUGUGAUACUGUGAACCAUCAGAUCCUCCUCUCCACCCUCUCCGAGCUGGGAAUCUCCGGCGCGGCUCACUCUUGGAUUGCGUCCUACCUGACCGGUCGCUCCUACCAAGUGGCGUGGCGAGAAGCUGUCUCCGCACCACGUGCUCUCACCACUGGUGUCCCCCAGGGCUCAGUUCUAGGCCCUCUCCUAUUCUCGCUAUACACCAAGUCACUUGGCUCUGUCAUAUCCUCACAUGGCCUCUCCUAUCAUUGCUACGCAGACGACACACAACUAAUCUUCUCCUUUCCCCCUUCUGAUAACCAGGUGGCGAAUCGCAUCUCUGCAUGUCUGGCAGACAUAUCAGUAUGGAUGACGGAUCACCACCUCAAGCUGAACCUUGGCAAGACGGAGCUGCUCUUCCUCCCGGGGAAGGACUGCCCGUUCCAUGAUCUCGCCAUCACGGUUGACAACUCCGUUGUGUCCUCCUCCCAGAGUGCGAAGAGCCUUGGCGUGACCCUGGACAACACCCUGUCGUUCUCCGCUAACAUCAAGGCGGUGACCCGAUCCUGUAGGUUCAUGCUCUACAACAUUCGGAGAGUACGACCCUGCCUUACACAGGAAGCGGCACAGGUCCUAAUCCAGGCACUUGUCAUCUCCGGUCUGGAUUACUGCAACUCGCUGUUGGCUGGGCUCCCUGCCUGUGCCAUUAAACCCCUACAACUCAUCCAGAAUGCUGCAGCCUGUCUGGUGUUCAACCUUCCCAAGUUCUCUCACGUCACCCCGCUCCUCCGCACACUCCACUGGCUUCCAGUUGAAGCUCGCAUCUGCUACAAGACCAUGGUGCUUGCCUACGGAGCUGUGAGGGGAACGGCACCUCCGUACCUUCAGGCUCUGAUCAGUCCCUACACCCAAACGAGGGCAUUGCGUUCAUCCACCUCUGGCCUGCUGGCUCCCCUACCUCUGCGGAAGCAUAGUUCCUGCUCAGCCCAGUCAAAACUGUUCGCUGCUCUGGCACCCCAAUGAUGGAACAAGCUCCCUCACGAUGCCAGGACAGCGGAGUCACUCACCACCUUCCGGAGACAUUUGAAACCCCACCUCUUUAAGGAAUACCUGGGAUAGGAUAAAGUAAUCCUUCUACCCCCCCCCCUUACCCCAACCCACCCCCACCCCCCCAACAAACAAUUUUUUUUACAAAUUAAAAAUUAAAAAAACAGUGAAAAAGUGGUUAUCCCACUGUGUCACGGUUUUCGGCCGAGGGCCUGCCUCUCUCCCUGUUAGGGCAUGGCUUCGGCGUUCGUUGUCUCCGGAAUACUAGCUGCCACCCGUGUAUGUUUCAUGUUCCUUUUGCUUUGUGUCUGAGUGUUGUCACACCUGUUUUGCAUUUAGUGUCAUAUUUAGUUCCCGUUGUGGGUGUUAUUGAUUUUUGUCAGACGUGUAUUUCCGCUCGGUUGACUUCUCUCCACUGCGCUGGAGUUAUUACGACCUGUUUCCCGUUGUUUGUUUUACAUUUGGCUCGAUGCGUAUUUUGCCAUCGGCAGGUUGUCCGUUUGCGUUUUGAUAAAUACAAGUCUGUUGGAUUAUCCUUUGCGUCCUGCGUUUGAUUCCGCCACUGACCUAAGCACGCCUUGACACAUGGCUAUAAGGUGAAUGCACCAAUUUGUACGCUCUGGAUAAGAGCGUCUGCUAAAUGAACGUAAAUGUAUAUGUAAAUCUAAUUUGCUUGACCAAAACGAAAAAGUAGUGAUUCAAAACCUGGAAUGGAAAUAGAAACUCAUAUGGUUGGGUGGAAUCCCAGUCUUAUCUUCGGUAUGGUAUGACACAGAGGUGGAUGUUUCUUAAGAUGCAUGCAACCUUUAAUAUUUAAAGAGACUCAGCUGAGUAUCAGAGGUCAUUCAGCACAGCAGAGAAGACACACCUGGAUCAGCGCUACACACAGGUGAGGUUAUUGUUUUAAAUAGAAUGGGAGAUGAAGAAGCAAUAUUUAGAAAUAGGCAGAUUUGAAAAUAGUGACAUUUGUAAUUUUUGCCAAAACACUUUACAGAUGUUUAGAUCUGAUACAAAUCAAGUUUUAAGCCUGUUAAUGUUCAGUAAAAAUGUAAUAAUUAACAAACGCUCAACAAAGUGCUAAUGAAAUCCCCAAUGCUUUUACUAAAUGGAAUAUCUGAGAAAAUAUUUCUCAUAUAAAGUUCUCUCUCAGAAAUGGAUGUAGCUCAUCCAUUUAAGGAGCACUUUAUAACCGAAAGCAUGAUUUACUUCCUUUCAGUCAAAUACUGUUCUAUGAUGUUGCUAUGGAUCUUUAAUAAACCCUGUCCAGAAUCUGAAUAUCUCUAUGACAACACAGAGAUGGAUGUGAAUUUUUGUCAAUAUGAACAGAAAACCAUUUGACUAUAUUUGAACAAGAGACACUGAUACACUCCACAAUGUUUGAACAGUAUAAUGGAUUUUGUAUUAUGAUUCAAAUUUCAGUUGAUUAAGUUUUUCUAUAAACAUCCAUAACUAUUAAAUAUUUUCUGAACGGUGAUUUUAGGUAAUUGUUUGAAUAAACAAUUGUGGACAAAAUCUGAAGUCUAUAUAACAAACCAUAGCUAAUGCUACAAGUCUACAUCAUAUAGUUUAUGGAUGAAGGAGCCCUUAUUUUUUAAAUCUGAUCUGGUGACAGUGGCUAUACUACUUGUGAUGUUGUGUUGUUUCAUAGAGUCUGUUGUAUCCUGUGUAGAUCAGGUCCUGUCUUGAAGAGGCUCAGUAUUCAGAACCAUGGCCAUGUCUGGGGAUCACACUCUACGCUUUGUUACUUGGAACAUCCGGGGUAAAGGUUACAAAAAAUCUUCAAAAACAGAAAAACUUGGAUUGGUGUUUAAACAGCUAAUAACACUCAAAGCCUCAAUAACUUUUCUUCAAGAGACGCACAUUGGACCCAAAGACAUAGAUCUAUUCGAAAUUGCAACAAGCUGGAAAUCAUACUUCACUGUUUACUCUACACAAAGCAAAGGAGCAGCCAUACUAGUGAAUAAAAACAUAGAACAACACUAUCAAUACAUCUGCCAUGAUGAAGAACCCACUGGAAGUUACAUUGUGCUGUUCUGCAAAUUGUACGGUCAAAGCUUCACUCUUGUGAAUUUGUACAAUCAUGCAAAGGACACAAGGGUAUUAGAGACACUGACACAUUAUCUUCAGGAGAUGGCCACAGGUAUCUUAGUGGUUGGAGGUGACUUCAAUACUGUCAUUGACCCUGAUAUAGACAGGUUCUGUGCAACAGGGACUGCACAGUACACUCUUCUGAGGCGUUUUCUUGAGGAAUUCACCUCCUCCCUAAACCUCGUGGACAUCUGGGGAAGACUAAACCGAACGAAAAAAGACUUCUCUCGCUCUGAGAAGAAAAGCCACUCUCGUUUAGAUAUGUUCUUCAUGCCAGAGGACACAAUAUGGCAUGCUCAGCACUGUGAGAUUCACAAAGGCAAAAGACUUUCAGACCACAUGCCUGUGUCUCUGGAGCUCUGCCUUCCUGAGACAGACAGGCAGUUUGUGCCUGAACAAGGCUUUAUAAAAGAAAAACUUGGGCAUAGUGAACCACCUGACAUGAGGACAGAAAAGAUCAGCGGGGCAGAAGUUUUAAUGGCCAUGAAAUCUUUGAUCGACUCAGGUCAACGAACACCUGAUGGAUCACAUGUGAUUGACAUCAAACAAAAUUGCCAAAAAAUGACAGACAAAUUUAAACUCUCCUACAACAAAAUGCUCAGAACAAAAAAUAUACCAAAAGAAUUCAAACAGUCACUGAUCACCAAGCACGGCCACAAUUUCAGUGUCAAGUACAUAAUAUUUGCCACAGUGCUUGCCAGACGAUUAAGGGUUUUCUUAGCUCCCUCGUUCAAAAGUAGAAAGAAAAAACACAAACCUAUAUUCUCUGUCAGUGUGAUCCUUCGAGAGGUGCCAAAAGAAAUCUGUUGUCUCUUCUUGAAUAAUGCACUGUCGUCCAUGAAGGCGAUUCGGCCUCCGCCCCCCCGGGAUUUCAGCAUCUUGAGGGAACUGCUUCCAAAUGUUGUGGGAUCGGCAGGUUCUAAAAAGCAGCUGCUGCAAGGCUGUCCCCUCACCCCAACCAUCAUCACACUCUCUCUGACACACCUGGCUAGCAUAGCUCGCCAACAUCUACCAGAUACCACAGUGGAGGUUUUCAGGCACCGACAGUGUCUAUAUAUGUACAUGCCAGCUGACAGAUACUCUGAUCUAAGAAAACUGCUCUCAAAUUUCGUGAAAGAAUCUGGGCUCAACCUA
Molecule: messenger RNA, 12830 nt
Organism: Coregonus sp. 'balchen'
Lineage: Eukaryota; Metazoa; Chordata; Actinopteri; Salmoniformes; Salmonidae
Source: the annotation of a GenBank genome assembly